UAUUCUCAGCCUCUUCUGUGUUGUAGGUAGACGUGUCUGUGAUGUGACUGAGUUUCAUCUUGUGCACAUUAUUUAUCUGUGGACGUUUUUAUAGUUUGAAGUCACAGACGAGAGCAGCAGCUACUAUGAGUGUAACUGCAGCAGCCAGUGGAUUUGUUGUCCUUCUUCUCACUGUGACAGUGGUACAGUGUGAGAAUGGCUGGGAUGUGAGUUACACUUCUACUGAGAUCUGUGCCGUCAGAGGAUCAACAGUGGACAUUACCUGUACCUACACAUACCCAUCCACAUUUAAUAACCAUGAUACUACAGUUCAGGAAACUUUCUGGUUCAUUAAAGAGAGUAAUGGGAUUCACGUUGAUCUAAGGACUGAUCCAGAGUAUGCAGGUCGUGUGGAGAAUCUCUGUGGAAACAACAAGUGCACUCUGAGAAUCUCUAACCUGAGAGAGAGCGACUCAGCUGUGUACAAGUUCAGGUUCACAACAAACCAACCUACUGGGAGUUUAACUGGUUCAGCUGGUGUCACUCUGUCUGUCACAGAUUUGCAUGUGCAGGUGAGCAGAUCAGUGAAGUCUAACUCUUAUUACUGGGCAGAGCUCAGGUGUCAGAGCAGUUGUCGUCUUCCUGAUCAUCUGAACUACGUCUGGUACGAGAAUCAACAGAAGAUGGAGGAAGGAGCAUCUUAUUCACGUUAUUUUCUUCGUACAGACAGAGUUUCCUGUGCUGUUAAAGGACUCGAGGAUUUCCACUCUCCUUCAAUUGGUAUGGAGUCAGAUUGA
Pleuronectes platessa (European plaice) is the source of this 776-nucleotide messenger RNA. RefSeq lists its product as uncharacterized. The transcript has 4 exons. Lineage: Eukaryota; Metazoa; Chordata; Actinopteri; Pleuronectiformes; Pleuronectidae. Bases 126 to 776 code for a protein of 216 amino acids. The record is from RefSeq and is a predicted model, not a curated record.